Aricia agestis (brown argus) is the source of this 3357-nucleotide messenger RNA. It is a transcript of the gene Su(z)12, whose product is annotated as polycomb protein suz12-B. The record is from RefSeq and is a predicted model, not a curated record. Gene Ontology annotation, molecular function: chromatin DNA binding. The coding region runs from base 67 to 2355 and encodes 762 amino acids. NCBI's taxonomy places the organism in Eukaryota, Metazoa, Arthropoda, Insecta, Lepidoptera, Lycaenidae. Gene Ontology annotation, cellular component: nucleus; ESC/E(Z) complex. The transcript is spliced from 9 exons.
CUGACGCUGUCAUGUCAACGAACUACUGAUCUUGGCGGUUUUGGUAAUAACAAUCUAAAACCGAAAAUGCCUCCGAAAAAACGAGAUAAAGACAAUGAAACGGGUAAAAAUUCUAAAAUUGAUCACUUGCAGGCCGACCAUGAGCUAUUUUUACAAGCUUUCGAAAAGCCAACACAAAUUUACAGGUUUCUACGGACCAGAAAUAUGCUAUCGCCAAUAUUUCUAAACAGAACCUUAUCAUACAUGAAACGUAGGAUGUCUCGGAGCAAUAAAAGUCGUAACGGAUUCAAGGUUGAUUCAUUAUUAGAGAAAAUCACCCUGAAGAAGAGUACUGAACUACAGUUGAACAGUCUAGGUGGAUACAUGACAUUAACCUUUCUGGGAUUCUACGAUAAAAGCUUGGAUGAACCUAGAGACUAUCAAGUUAAAGUUGAGACUCUCCUGCUAAAGAUCUGCCACAAAAAGAGGAAAGAAAGUUCAUCUGCUAUUGUGGAAGUUUCUGUGGGCAGUUGUUCUGUGCCACUCAAUCCAUCGUCAUCUGAACCUCCAGCCAUGGCAUCUGCUGUGAGCAUAUCCAGUGACACUUUCAGCCCUUCACAAGGACCCAACGUAAAGUCGUACAUGCUGAUGCUCCGAGUUACAGUUACUAAAGCCUCGGCUAAUGGAACCAGCUCUACAGAAAUAACCAACGGUGAAAUGGAUGAACCACUCACAAAACGUCUCAAGCCAUCAGCUGACUUAAACACAACUCCUACAUCUCCUACAGAUAAUAAUAAGUGGAGUAAACUUUACGGUAGUGAGUUAAUAGUGUAUGACAAGCAUAAUAGAUGUCUGCUGACAAAUGGAGAGUAUGAUUUGGUACUACACGACGCGACCCCAGGGGGCAGAAGUGCUACUAUAGCGAGGUCCCCGCACAAAGCAUUGAUGGCACAGUGGGAGACUAUACCAAAUGAGAAUGAUGUGCAGUCAGAAACCAAUCCAUUUGACAUAUUCAAAGUUAGACCAUUAUUGAAAUUGAAACUCAGCUGGAGUCAGGAACCAACCAAUGGACUGGUCAAUAGGCCUAAACUUUACCAACAAACUGAAACCAACGGUAUUAAGAAAGAAAAUUCAUCAAGCAAAGACAGACCACAAAAGAGCUCUACUAGUGAAAAUAAGAAUGGUGACAAACACAAAGACGACGGCCGGCAGCAGAUCAUCUACCAGUUUCUCUACAACAACAACUCGAGACAGCAGACGGAGGCAUGUGACGACCUGCAUUGCCCGUGGUGCUCGCUCGACUGCGCCGCGCUGUACUCGUUGCUCAAACACCUCAAGCUUUGCCACUCGCGAUUCAACUUCACUUACUUUCCAAUACCAGGUGGCGCGCGCAUAGACGUUUCUAUAAACGAGCUAUAUGACGGUUCUUAUACGGGCUCGCCACACGACCUCAUAGCUGCGCAGGGGCGCGGCGGGGCCCCCAUCGGCGGCGGCGGGCCCACCACUACUGGAGCCGGGGGCCCUCGAUCGGGGCCCACACGGAGGGCCUCACUCACGCAUCUGCUCGUGUGGCGAGCGAGGCCCCGCCGUCGACCAGUGAGGCAUAGCCUAGCGGAGUUCCUAGAGUUGGAUGACGCGGAUACCGGCGACGCCCAAAGGCCGUAUCUCACUGGACAUAACAGGUUGUAUCAUCACACAAUCACCUGCCUGCCAGUGUAUCCAAAUGAGCUCGACAUUGAUUCAGAAAGUGAGACUGAUCCGUUAUGGCUGCAGCAGAAGACGAUGAUGAUGAUAGAUGAGUUUACGGACGUGAACGAAGGAGAGAAGGAAUUGAUGAAAAUGUGGAACUUGCAUGUGAUGAAGUACAACUAUGUAGGCGACUGUCAAAUACCGUUGGCAUGUCAGAUGUUCCUGCAAAUGAAAGGCAAGGAGUUACUUGAAAAGAACUUAUACAGGAAUUUCAUUCUACACAUGUGUUCCUUGCACGACUUUGGCCUGAUAAGCCCGGUCGCUCUAUACCAAACUAUACAAAUGCUCAACCAAAUGCUAGCGGAUAACGCUGAAGCCAAAGAAAAAAUGCGCGAAUCGCUCAAAGCGCAGCGCGAACAUUGGAACGCGGUCGGAAAAUAUCAACCCGCCGUCAUCAUAGAACAGAAACCACCGACAACAUCAGCUAAGCUAAACAACGUAGAAGCCUCUCCGUCCGUUAGAAGAAAAACGUCCAAUCUUCAGAACGCUAAUAGGAUGGGGGGUAAUAAUUCCAACUUCAAUAAGUCAUCAAGCCCCGGACCGACUGACAACAAACGUAAGUUGUCAUCAGGAAGUAUACAGAGCCGGAAGAGAUCUUCCAUAUCGGAACGGAAAAGCUCUGUAUAGCGAAUACUCAGCGGUGUAGAAAACCCACGUUGAGGCUGCCUGCCUGUUUCUGUUCUCCGAUUCUGAUAUUUAAUGUUAUACAGCUUUGAUACUAGAUUUCGUCGUUUUUGCGAUUUUGACCAAUCAGAGCACAUUGGACUUUAGUUUGUCAUUUUAUGAAAAUACCAUUUUGUAUAUCAAUAUUACGAGACUGUAUAAAAACUGUAUUUUUAGCGGAAUCGACCUACUGAUCCUAAAAGUUCCAGUCCCACCAAAAUUGUAAGUUGAAUUGUUUGUCUUAAUAUUUAGUUUACUCUUUCAUUCAUAUUAAGAAUAAGAGAGACUUGAUAUUCAGUAAACAACCAACUAAAUUCGGGAGAUUGGCACCAAACUUCACAAUAUGAUUUAAAAAAUUGAAGAGAUAGAUGUCAAGGAUUUUAACAAAAAGCAUAAUAUUAUAUUGUCAUGGAGUAUAUUUUGAGCCAAACACAUUUUAGGUUAUUUGAGCCAUAUGUGUUUCAUUGGAUUUAUACAUAAGCCGAAAUUAACAAAAUAAUAAUGAAAAGGCUGUGACUAAAGCAAUUUCAACUGAUGCUACUGGAAACUAUUUGAUUUGGGUUUAUAUAUUUUUACAACUGUAUGAUUGGAUGUCAUGUUUUCUUUUACAUGAAACAUCUUAUUUUUAUUCUGGAUGUAUUUUUAUUUUCAAUGAUUUAAACUCUAGCAUCAUUUGAAUUACGACUUUUAUUGAGACUUAUUUUGAUUGGCGCCAUAUCGUUUUACUGCCCUUUUAUUCUAUCGUGUUUUAGGUUAAUUUUUGUGGUGCAAGCUAACAAUUUUUGUUUAUAAAAAUUGUUGAUGAAGGCCGCGCACAACUGACAACCCUCGGUAAAACUAGGGGCACUGCCCGCCCCGCCAAAGAGACCUAUAAAUCAAUCACUGCGCUUUCCUCUUUGCAAUUUUACCAAACAAUCUUAACCCAUCAAUCCCCUAGCGGCAGCCGGCUGCCGCAUAACAAUUGAA